UGUAGCAGAGAGCCUGCCCGGGGAAGGAGCUUAAGGGAACUGUAAAGAGGAGAACCAGGACCGGAUUUACUUCACCGAGGAGAGAGGUAUAGCAGAGUGGGACCAUGGCCACGCUCUCUGCCUUGUUGACGGGCUGGGUAAUCCUGCAGACCCUGUGCCUGGCUCUGGCCCAAGUGAGAGGUCCACCUGGACCUCAGGGCCAACCCGGCUCCCCAGGCCCCUCUGGCACCCCUGGAUCUGACGGCAUGGAUGGGGAGACAGGAGCUCCCGGGCUCCCUGGUGCAAUUGGACAGAAGGGAGAGCCUGGUGAGCCCGGCCCUGAUGGACUAUCAGGAGAGAAUGGCAUUGAUGGUUUGAUUGGUGCUAAGGGCGACCGUGGCCCAAUCGGAAGCCCCGGACCCAAGGGUCAACCCGGACCUGGCGGCGAGCCCGGUCCUCCUGGCCCCGGGCUGCCCGGACUGGCUGGUGCCGCCGGGUCCAUAGGCCUUCCUGGUGAGAUGGGCCUUAGUGGAUCCAAGGGAAUCCUGGGGUCCCCUGGAGCCCCCGGUCUCCCCGGACCCCCUGGGAAGCCAGGCCCCCCAGGGAAGUUCCUUGGUGCAGAGGAGGGCAGUGCAGGCUUCCAGUGUCCAACUAAUUGUCCAGCCGGCCCUAAGGGCCCACAGGGCCUCAUGGGAGUCAAGGGACACAAAGGGCGCUCAGGGAUCCUGGGAGACUCCGGCAGCAUCGGGAAACUGGGCACCAAAGGAGAGACGGGCAUCUCUGGAGAGCAGGGCAUUCCAGGACCACCGGGUCCAAUGGGCCUGAGAGGCUACCCAGGAAUGAUGGGCCCCAAAGGGGAAGCGGGCCCUCGUGGCUACAAGGGCAUCACAGGGCCCGUAGGCAUCCCAGGACCCCCGGGCGAGGAGGGACCUCAGGGACCGCCUGGAGAGUCCGGAGAUAAGGGAGUCGUGGGCGGUCGAGGAAUUCAAGGCCCGCAUGGAGCAGUCGGGAAAAAGGGAGAAAAUGGCCUGCCCGGGAUCGAUGGGAAGGACGGAACACCAGGAAUUCCUGGCAUUAAGGGAGGUCCGGGCCAGGCUGGCAGGCCAGGCCCGUCCGGAAACCAGGGAACAGCGGGAUUGCCCGGAAGCCCAGGCACAAAGGGGGGGCCUGGAGACACGGGGGAGGCAGGACCCAGGGGACAUGUCGGCAUGGCAGGCGCCCCCGGACCUCUGGGCGAGCCCGGUCUCCCGGGCGUCAUUGGCAUGGAGGGAGUCCCGGGACCCAAGGGAGACAGAGGAGAGCGGGGACCGGUAGGCGCGCAGGGAAUCGUCGGCAAGGCAGGAAACAAGGGAGAGAGGGGGCCCAUCGGAGUCCCCGGGGCCCAAGGCCUCUCCGGGACCAAAGGAGACAAGGGUUUCCAAGGGAAAGUUGGAGCAAAGGGGGACUUUGGUGACCCCGGUGUGGAGGGACUCGCCGGGGAAACAGGAGAAAAGGGUUUGUCUGGGGAACCCGGACCUAAAGGCCAGCAAGGAGUGAGGGGUGAGAUGGGUUUCAACGGACCCACAGGGGACUCCGGUAAGCCAGGGGACCAGGGGCCACUCGGCCUCCCCGGCCCCAGGGGACUGGGCGGCGAGAGAGGAGUGCCAGGCAUGCCCGGCAUUGUGGGAGCCAGCGGACGGGAUGCGUCUGACCAGCACAUCAUCGAAGUGGUGCUGAAGAUGUUGCAGGAGAGGCUGGCUGCCGUGGCGGUGAGCGCCAAGAGGGCCGUGCUCGGCGGAGCGGGUGUGAUGGGACCCCCCGGCCCGCCCGGACCCCCGGGACCGACCGGCUCUCAGGGGCCCCACGGCCACACAGGGGCCCGAGGCAUCCCCGGCAUCUUCGGCGGCCCGGGACAGAUCGGCAACACGGGACUCAAAGGAAAGAGAGGAGCGAAGGGAGAGAGAGGAGACCCAGGCAGACCUCACCCUGGUGCGCCAGGACCUCCAGGAAUACCCGGAGCGGCCGGCAUCGACGGCGUGGCCCGGGACGGCAGGCCGGGCGAGAGGGGCCCCCAGGGCGCGGCGGGCGUAGCAGGGCUCCCCGGCAGGGCGGGCCCCACAGGUCUGCUCGGGUACUGCGAGGCCGCCAUGUGCCUGGCUGCCUCGGCAUACACCUCCCCCAGACUACAGGACGCCAGCAGGAUCAAGGGCCCCGGCAACUAAAACAUGAAGAGAAGAAGAAAAAGGAGCGCUCAGCAGGUUCCUUUUUUUAAAUACCUUGGAGAACGAGGCAAGAUGUGGGCGACGGAGAGAGAGGGAAGAUUAAGAGGCGGACGACUCCACUCCAGACGAAAAAUGCAAUACACAUAAGGGCUGGUGUGGCUUGGGGGUUUGGGU
This is a messenger RNA of Gadus chalcogrammus (walleye pollock), 2354 nucleotides long. It is a transcript of the gene col9a2, whose product is annotated as procollagen, type IX, alpha 2. Bases 105 to 2180 code for a protein of 691 amino acids. NCBI's taxonomy places the organism in Eukaryota, Metazoa, Chordata, Actinopteri, Gadiformes, Gadidae. The transcript has 32 exons. The record is from RefSeq and is a predicted model, not a curated record.